Molecule: messenger RNA, 1230 nt
Organism: Leptosia nina
Lineage: Eukaryota; Metazoa; Arthropoda; Insecta; Lepidoptera; Pieridae
Source: the annotation of a GenBank genome assembly
AUGCCUCUGAAUCUGCAAGAUGUACGACAGUAUUUAAGCGAAUUAAGAAAUUCCGGUGGUUUGCACAAAGACCAAGCAGAAAAAUAUCGGAAUGUUUUAUUAAAGAUUUUGAAAAAUCCUGAAAACGAACUUGCGGACAGCUUAAAAGCGUUUGUCGAAGCUAUUGUGAAUGAAAAUGUUAGUUUGGUUAUAUCUCGACAACUUUUAACUGAUGUCAGCACACAUCUUUCUUUACUGCCGGAUCCUGUAUCUCAAGAUGUAUCACAUUUUUGCUUAGAUGUUAUCCAACCAAGAGUAAUUUCAUUUGAAGAACAGGUUGCAAGUAUCCGACAACAUUUGGCUGACAUUUAUGAGCGUAAUCAAAAUUGGAAAGAUGCUGCUAAUGUCUUAGUUGGCAUUCCUUUGGAGACAGGGCAAAAACAAUACUCUGUUGACUACAAACUAGAAACAUAUUUGAAAAUUGCACGUCUUUACUUAGAAGUGGAUGAUCCUGUGCAGGCGGAGGCCUUUGUUAACAGGGCAUCCUUACUACAGGCUGAAACUACCAAUGAACAACUGCAAAUAUAUUACAAAGUGUGUUAUGCUCGAGUGUUAGAUUAUAGGCGUAAGUUUAUUGAAGCUGCUCAAAGAUACAAUGAAUUGUCAUACCGUAAUAUCAUUCAUGAAGAUGAACGCAUGACAUGUCUGAGGAACGCACUUAUUUGUACGGUUUUAGCGUCAGCAGGUCAGCAAAGGUCCAGGAUGCUGGCAACCCUAUUUAAGGAUGAACGUUGCCAGCAACUACCUGCUUUCUCCAUAUUAGAAAAGAUGUACUUGGAUCGUAUUAUCCGUCGGUCUGAGCUACACGAGUUUGAAGCACUCAUGCAGACUCAUCAAAAGGCCACAACACCAGAUGGGUCUUCAAUAUUAGACAGAGCUGUGUUUGAGCACAAUCUGCUGUCAGCCAGCAAGUUGUACAACAAUAUUACCUUUGAAGAACUCGGUGCACUAUUGGAGACUCCGCCAGCGAGAGCUGAACGUAUUGCCAGCCACAUGAUCAGUGAAAAACGAAUGAAUGGACAUAUUGAUCAGAUUAAUUCUAUUGUGCAUUUCGAGACGCGCGAUAUCUUACCCCAAUGGGACAAGCAAAUACAAAGUCUCUGCUACCAAGUCAACAGUCUUAUUGAGGAGAUCGCGAACGUAGAGCCAGAGUGGAUGGCUAAACUAAUGGAAGAAGAGAUGAUUCAAUGA